Messenger RNA from Branchiostoma floridae (Florida lancelet), 1082 nucleotides. Its product is annotated as plastin-2-like. The transcript has 6 exons. NCBI's taxonomy places the organism in Eukaryota, Metazoa, Chordata, Leptocardii, Amphioxiformes, Branchiostomatidae. Gene Ontology annotation, cellular component: actin filament; actin filament bundle; cytoplasm. Gene Ontology annotation, molecular function: actin filament binding. Gene Ontology annotation, biological process: actin filament network formation; actin filament bundle assembly. Bases 4 to 936 code for a protein of 310 amino acids. The record is from RefSeq and is a predicted model, not a curated record.
UAUAUGUUUGUGGACAUGUUGGUUUGUGUAGGACUUGUGCAGCUGCUCAUGGAUGGGGAGGAUAUGGAAGACUUACUGAAGCUGUCCCCAGAGGAACUGUUACUGCGCUGGGUCAACUAUCACCUGGAGAAGGCAGGGCACAACAAGAGGAUCACCAACUUUGGACCUGACAUUAAGACUUGUAGAGCUUCUAAUAUACUGUAUCUUUUUCUUUGCGACAUAGGACUGGAGGAGACACGUGAAGAGAAGACAUUCCGUAACUGGAUGAACAGUUUAGGGGUCAGCCCAUAUGUCAAUCAUCUCUACAAUGACAUGAUGGACGGUCUCAUCCUGUUCCAGACAUACGACAAGGUAAAGCCGGGAGUUGUUGACUGGGGCAGGGUCAACAAGAAGUUCAAAGCUCUUGGAGGAAACAUGAAGAAGAUGGAAAACUGUGAAUAUGCUGUUGAGCUGGGCAAGGACAUGAAGUUCUCUCUGGUUGGUGUCGGUGGCAAGGACAUCUUUGAUGGCAAUGAGACUUUGACACUGGCGGUGGUUUGGCAGCUGAUGCGUGCCUACACCCUGGCCCUGCUGCAGAACCUGAAGGGAUCCGAGGGACCAAUCAAAGACAAGGAGAUUGUUGACUGGGUUAACACCACUCUACAAGAGGCUGGGAAGGAGACGUCUCUCAGCAGCUUCCAGGACCCAGAGAUCAGCAGCAGCCGGGUGGUGCUGGACCUUAUCGACGCCAUCAAGCCGGGAUCCGUCAACUACACCAACGUUCGUGACGGCACCAAUCCAGACGAGAGGUUGUCCAACGCCAAGUACGCCAUCUCCAUGGCCAGAAAGAUCGGAGCUCGCGUGUACGCCCUGCCGGAAGACCUGGUGGAAGUCAAGCCAAAGAUGGUGUUAACAGUGUUCGCUUGUCUCAUGGGGAGGGGGCUGAAGAAGGUUUAAAAUGGAAACACUCUGGAGGUGUUAACAGUGUUUGCUUGUCUCAUGGGGAGGGGGCUGAAGAAGGUUUAAAAUGGAACCACUCUGGAGGUGUUAACAGUGUUCGCAUGUCUCAUGGGGAGGGGGCUGAAGAAGGUUUAAAAUGGAAC